Molecule: messenger RNA, 2310 nt
Organism: Phasianus colchicus (ring-necked pheasant)
Lineage: Eukaryota; Metazoa; Chordata; Aves; Galliformes; Phasianidae
Source: RefSeq, a predicted model, not a curated record
AUGGGCGGCGGAGCGCGGGAGCUGGCGGGGUACCUGGCGGCGUUGGGCGGGUGGGUGGCGGCUCUGGCCGCCGCGGCUCUGCCCCAGUGGAGACAGAGCUCGUACGCCGGAGACGCCAUCAUCACGGCGGUGGGGCUGCACGAAGGGCUGUGGAUGAGCUGCGCCGCGCAGAGCACCGGGCAGGUGCAGUGCCGCCUGCACGACUCGCUGCUCUCCCUCGACGUUCACAUCCAGACCUCCCGGGCUCUCAUGGUUAUUUCUCUCCUCCUGGGUUUCUUCGGCAUCAUCGUGAGCGUCGUGGGCAUGAAAUGCACCAAGGUUGGUGAAGAGGAUCCCAUCACCAAGAGCCGCAUCGCUGUUGCUGGAGGUGUCCUCUUCAUCCUCUGCGGUCUGUGCACGUUAGCGGCCGUCUCCUUGUAUGCCACGCAGGUCACCUACGAGUUCUUCAGUGCCAGCACUCCGAUCAACGCCAGGUACGAGUUUGGCUCGGCGCUGUUUGUCGGCUGGGGGGCUGCCAGCCUCACCGUGCUGGGGGGCUCCUUGCUCUGCUGCUCCUGCCCUGCCAAGGAGCGCCAAGGACAGCAGUACUACCGACAGUCGCAGCCUUCCACAGCCCGGGAGUACGUCUGACCCCAGCCCUGUCCUCCCACGCCCUCCCCUCCCAAGAGCAGGCACGGCCCCGCUGUUCCCACAGGGCGCACAGCUCAAGGGCACCACCAGAGACUUUUCUUCUGCUGGGGAUGCACCAGUUUCUCAGGAGCUUUUCCAGGUUGCAGCGCAAGCCUCUAAAAUGGGCUGUUGGUCAGAAUUCCCCAUAUCCAGCACCAGCAGGCUGCAGGGGCUGCACCUCCGCCCCCAGCCCUGCGCUACUGGGGCUGUGGGUGGCUGGGCCGUGCCCCAGUGCCCAGAAUGGGGUGCUGGGGGUGGGCUGCACAGAGGUGCUUUGUGCUGGGCCACCCCACUGCGUGCGGCUGUCCCCAUGUGCCCCUGCAUCUCCUGCAGCCCCACCUCUGGGUUUUCCAGGGAAAGGGAUGCUGCCAAGCGGUGCUGGACGGGCUCAGCGUCCCCGUGCCCCAGCUUUGGUGGCUUAGGAAACAUUCCUGCUUUCAGGGUGCAGGUGUGCUCUGCGUGGCUGCUGCCCCAAAGCGCUAUUUGUAUUAAUCAUUCUUGAUGUGAGCACACGAGGAAUGAAAGCACGGCGGUUUGGCGGUUGCUGGUGCUCCAGCUGAGCUCUGCCAGCUAAAAUCUGACCCGGGUGUAUUUCUCACCAGGAGCAAGUAUGUGGCCUUGUUAAGCAGGAGAACAAACUGGUGUUGGCCAGGUUAAAGCAGGCAAAAUGGGGACUGUGAGCACAAGCAAUGGUUUGUUUUUACUUUGGUGCCCAGCGUAGCUGCUUCAGUUAACUCCAAGAUGGACAAACCUGUGAAUUUUGAUGUCUCCCCACUGUUUCCAAAUGCCCCUUCCCCAAUAGGACCCGUGAAGUCUUUUAGGCUCAGCAGUGCUAACUGCCACCACCUCUGUGUCCACGCCGUGGCUGUUACUAACACACCAGCUCCAGUUCUCCUGUAGAUCCUCUGAAGGCCUGGUGCUGCCAUCUGUCUGUCUGCUGUAUGUGGUAUGCCAGCUAAACCGCAGGAAAAGAAACAGUGGAAAUGUUCCAAGGAGCCUGGCUUUGUGGUUUUGCCUUUUUUUUUUUUUUUUUUAAUUAUUACUUUAUAAAUCCUCACGUAGCUGAUUUCUCCCUGGUCUGCUUUACACCCCUGUGCUGCUCUUGUUCUUGGCGAAAUGUGGCCACCUGUCCCAAAAUUAACAGUCGGGGCAGCACCUCCCCAUGCAGGGGGGAAGCAGAGCAGACCCUGCACUGGGGGUUGGCUCCUGCGAGGCAGGAAGGACUAACAGCCAUCUCUCUCUUUUGCGUUGCAGACCCCAUGUAAAAAUAUCGUCAGCCAUCAGGGGAGAGCAGUGCUUGUAGUGUCUGCACCGUCAGGGGGACUGGUGCUUGGUUUCCCCUCAAAACACACCCCAAAGCUACUGCAGUGAGGAUUGGGAAGGAAAACCGUGCUUAAAAAAUACGUGUGUCUGAAGUGUGUUUUUAUAUACAGAGCGCAGCAUUGUGUAGAAGAAUGUUUUUAUUCCUUUAAGGUAAACCUGCAUUAACUUCUCUGUGCGAUGAACGCCGUGGGAGCGGCGCUGUUUGGGAUUCCUAGUUUUGGGGUUUUUUUUUCAGAUUGUUUGUACUAAAAAUUGUGACUCCGUUGUAUUAAAAUAUUUCUGACUACGGGUGUCCCUCUGAAGUCAUCUCUUUGCCCU